This is a messenger RNA of Sorghum bicolor (sorghum), 1798 nucleotides long. Its product is annotated as protein UNUSUAL FLORAL ORGANS. Lineage: Eukaryota; Viridiplantae; Streptophyta; Magnoliopsida; Poales; Poaceae. The record is from RefSeq and is a predicted model, not a curated record. The transcript is spliced from 2 exons. Gene Ontology annotation, molecular function: protein binding. The coding region runs from base 201 to 1496 and encodes 431 amino acids.
CCCUCAGCAUCCUGCUGCAUAUCAUUUGCUACUUCCUCUCUCCAGCUACUUCUACUUCAUGGCUGCUUCCAGUCCACACGGAGCUUCACACCUGCAGAUCGAGUAGUCGCUAGCUAGUUUCUCCCCAAGCUCCCUCGUACUCCGAUCCGAUCCGAUCCGAUCGAUCCGGGAGAAGAGGGAGAGCGAGCGUGUAGGGCAGCAUGAUGCACCACCACCCUCAGUUCCUGCUUCCGCGCCUCCACUCGCCGUCGUCGUCCUCCUCGUCUGAGGCGGUGGACAUGGACCCCCGCGUGUGGGGCCGACUGCCGCAGCCGCUGGUGGACCGCGUGCUGGCGUGCCUACCGACGCCGUCCUUCCUCCGCCUCCGGGCCGCCUGCCGCCGCUUCUGCAACCUCAUCUACUCGUCGCCGUUCCUCCACUCCCACCUCCUCCUCUCCCCGCACCUCCCCUUCUUCGCCUUCGCCGUCCCUUCCGCGGGGUACCUCCUCCUGCUCGACCCCACCAGGCCGGAGGCGCCCUCCUGGUCCCGCCUCCCGCUGCCGCUGCCCGCGGCGCCCGGCGCUGGCCACCAGGCGUUCUCCCCGGCGGCCGCGUCCGCGGGCCUGCUCGCGUUCCUGUCGGACGCGUCCGGCCACAAGACGCUGCUCCUCGCCAACCCCAUCACGCGCCUCCUCGCGCCGCUGCCGCUCUGCCCCACCGCGCGCCUCUCCCCCACCGUCGGCCUCGCCGCCGGACCCACCUCCUUCAUCGCCGUCAUCGCCGGCGACGACCUUGUGUCCCCCUUCGCGGUCAAGAACAUCUCCGCCGACACGUUCGUCGCCGAUGCCGCCUCCGUCCCACCCUCCGGUUUCUGGGCCCCGAGUUCCAUCCUGCCCCGCCUCUCCUCCCUCGACCCUCGCGCCGGCAUGGCUUUCGCCUCCGGAAGGUUCUACUGCAUGAGCUCGUCGCCGUUCGCGGUGCUUGUGUUCGACGUGGCGACCAACGUCUGGAGCAAGGUGCAGCCGCCGAUGAGGAGGUUCCUGCGGUCGCCGGCGCUCGUGGAGUUCGGCGGCGGGAGGGAGCGCGAGGCGAGGGUGGCGCUGGUCUCCGCCGUCGAGAAGAGCCGCCUCAGCGUGCCACGGAGCGUGCGCGUGUGGACGCUGCGCGGCGGGAGCAACGGCGGCAGCGGGGCGUGGACCGAGAUGGCGCGGAUGCCGCCCGACGUGCACGCACAGUUUGCGGCGGCCGAGGGCGGGCGCGGGUUCGAGUGCGCGGCGCACGGCGACUUCGUGGUGCUGGCGCCACGCGGGCCCGCGAUCCCCGUGCUCGUGUUCGACUCGCGCCGCGACGAGUGGCGGUGGGCGCCGCCGUGCCCGUACCCGCCGUACGCCGGGGGGAUCGCCGCGGGAGGUGCCGGGUUCAGGGUGUUCGCUUACGAGCCACGCCUGGCGACGCCGGCCAUCGGCCUCCUGGACGCCACGGCGCCGGCGGCCUUUUUGCAUGGGAUGCAGGGCUAGCUCGUCGAUCGAUCAUCGGUCGGUUAAUUACUAGCAUCGAUCGUGUAUGCAAUUUCUAGAUGACGGAAAUCAUCCCGCCGGUCUCUGCGUUGUGAGGUGAACACCAUGAAAUUUGGUGUUUUCCUAGAGCAUGUUAGCGAAGGCUGCUGGUAAGUCUACUAGUUUGAGGCGUGUCUUUCUGAAAGACUCUUUCAUAUAUAUGUUCCUUAAGUACUAUUAAGUGUGUGAUUUCAUGAUUUAUGUGUGGGGGGAUUAUUAGUUUUUUGAACAUUUAAACUUGCUUUCUGCACAAGUAUUUGCAA